AUUUGUAAUACUUUUGCAGCAUAACAUCAGUAAUACGAUUUUGAUUGAAAUGUUAAAAACUCCACGACAGCAUUGUAAUUUUGGCACAAGCUGAGGAAGGACAAGGAAAACUUUCAAAUACGUGCAAUCAUAAAAUUUCCAGCCACAGGGACACACCCUAGAGGGAGGAGCAUAUGGAGACGAGUGCGCUUUAAAUAAGGGCUGGAGGCUGUUUGUCAGCAUAGCACCAUUCAGAACUCUAGCAGAACUAUCCUGACAAUCUUUUGGUUGUAGUCUGAUAUUACUUCGGAGAGUUUGGUGAAAAUGCGGACUGAGGCUGGAACCAUAUCUAUUCCAAUGGCUGAGAGUGAAUCCCUGAGAACGUUGCAUUACCAGCAUAGUGUGGAUUUUCAUCUCACUUCUCCUACUUCUUGCCCACGUGUCAAGAGCCCAUUUCAAAAAAGUUUAUCAUGUCCAAUGGAGUCGAAACCUGCCAGUCUCCUGGCAGAGAGUUACCAAUUGAAAAUCACAGGGAAAUCUUCAUCCAUUACCGCAGCCAGCUCUGCCAAGUUCACUCUGGAAAAAGCCGUCAUGUUAGCCCUUGCUGUUGAAAGAUUCAAGAAAAAGCUGGGGCAGCAAUGGGGAGAUGGCUUGGGCAGUGAGGCCAGUUGCUUUCAGGAUACCGACUUGCUCGGGAACUUCAAUGCACUCGUAGAAGAAGCUAUCAACUACACCAGCUACGAAGAUACUGAAAUGGCAGUCGGUUCUUACAGGUUCAUGCAGAGUGAGUGUCAACAGGUGAGGGAUGAUCACGACAAAUCCCUGAAGUUGUCAGACAACCUCCAGCUCACGGCCAUGUUCUUGCAGCAGCCAAAUGAUGAAGUAACACUCAAUGUGAGGUACUACAAGGCGACUACCAGUGAAAAUAAUCAUUUGCCAGUUGUUCUGGGAAUCAACAAUGAGAAUCUGUUUGUCUCUUGCACUGGGCCACAGGACAGUCCCAGGAUGAAGGUGGAGAAAUGGGAUCAGACUCUGCACAAUAUCAGUUGUGCCACUGACUUGCUUCGCUUUGUGUUCUUCAAGAAGAUUUCGAAUGCUGGCCACACCUUUGAGUUUGAAUCGGCUAUGUACCGUGGGUGGUACAUCAGCACCUCCCGUAAGAAUAAACAGCCAGUUGAAAUGGAUGUGAAAGAGCACCACAAGAGAAUCACGAUCUUCACAACUAAAUGAGGCAAUUUUGAUCUCUGUGCAGUUUAGAACCGAAAUCAGUAAUUGUUGGUUUAGAGAGUGUGUGUAUGUACUGAGUACAGACUUUUACAUUUACCAUUGAUACGAUUUAUCACUGAUAAAGUUGUCUUCAAAUUACUGAGAUGUACAGGUAGCAAUAUUUGUUCCUGUUUUACUUUUUAUUAUUUGGAGUUAAAUAUUAAUGAAAAUAUGGUGCUGUGCCUUGAAACUUGUAACUAAUUAUUAUAAACGUUCAAUAUUUUAUUACUAUUUAAAUUGUUAUUAUUAUUUAAUUCAUUACUGUACUGGAGAAAACUUUUCCUGGGUUUAAUAAAUAAUGUUCUUUUCAAACAAAUAGUUUACUUCAUUUCAUACAUUUCUGUAAAUUAACUGUGAAAAAGGUGAAGCACUCGUAGUCCUGUUGUCCAAUAAGCUCUCCCAUUGCCAAACCAUGUUUCAGUAUUUCCACUGACAUGUUGAAUUUAAACGAAACUAGAGAUACAGCGUUAAAACAGGUCCUGGGCCCACCGAGUCCACGCCAACCAACAAUCACACAUACACUAGUUCUAUCCUACACACUAGGGGCAAUUUACAGAAGCCAAUUAACCUAAAAACCCGUAAGUCUUUGGAAUGUGGGAGGAAACCGGAGCACCCGGAGAAAAUCCACAUGGUCACAGAAUGUGCAAACUCGGUUCAGAUAGUACCCUUGUCAGGAUUGAACCUGGGUCUCUAGCGCUGUAGGGCAGCAACUCUACCGUUGCGCCAAUAUGCCGGCCUAAUAUUGGUCUCAGUUUGCUGCCAUUAAAUAUAUGCAGGAUGCCUGCUCCUUAUCAUCGCCCUAUAUUCAUGGCCUAGGGAUGCCCAAAAGCAUUACACAACCCAGAAAAAUAAUUAAAGUUCGUCACUGUUAUAAUAAAGAAAAAUGCAAGAUGAUUUAUAAGUAAAUUAAUAGUUUUCAGUGAAUGUAUUUACAAGUACAUAAGUAUUUACAACCUACUAGUCAGUGAAGUUAAUUAAAUAUGGCCAACCUUUAUAAAUGAAGGUUUUUCAUUUUAGUUAUCAAUCUGACAUACAUAUUUAAACAUGUGAAGCAUAAAACCAAACAUACAUUCUCAUUCAUAUUUAUGUGCAUUCUCAAACCUUGAAAGAUCAAGGUUUCAUAAAUGCAGGAAUUGAUUUUGAAAUCUACUGCCAACAAACUUGGAAUAUAGUAAAUGGUGAAGAAUUAGAAAGGUCAGUGGUGGAGAGAGACAGAUAGCUAUUGAAAGUGAAAUACAAGAAAUGUUAGUUAAAUUCUAUUAUUUAUUGUAUAACCUGACUGUACAGAUACAUAUCCAAUUGCGCUUACUCAAACAGUGUCAAUCAGACACAAAAUCCUAUAAUCCUCACACUAAGGAAAAUAAUUAAUCAUAUCUUAAUAUUUAGUUAUGUAUUUCAGUUUUAUAGGAACAUAAAGAAAUAUUAAUUUGCUCAAACCUGAAGUCCAGACUAGAGGCUCUGAAGAAAAUGUCCUUUCCAUUGACAAACAAGAUUUACCUCUAGACAAUUUAUGUUGUCUGCAUUCUCCAGUCAGAUUGUCUACGACAUUUCAGAACUUUUAAAAGUGCUGAUAAAUUCAGAGCUCUUCCCCAUCCAAGGCGAGCUGGCCAAUUCGAUUCAAAAUUGACUUGAAAGAAAGAGUCAAAGUGUAGUUAUGGAAGGUUGUUUUUUUUUUAUUGGAGGCCCGUGACCAGUGGUGUGUUACAGGGUUGGGUGCUGGUACUCAUGCUAUUUCCCAUGUACAUUAACAAUUUGGAUGACAAUAGACAGGCAUACCACUGUAUAGUCUGUGGUUAAUUGACAGUAAUUAUCUUAUUCAUAUAUAGUAUUAAAUUAUGAUUUUAUACUAUAUUUUAUCUAUAUACUACCUGAAGAGACAACAAAUGUGAUGUGAUCCUUUCAUUCAUGGCCCUCGGGAUCAAAGGAGAGACUGCAAUAGUCAGGGGAUUAAAAUAAUUAUCACAUAAUAGAAAAAUUAAAAGUAUAUUCAGUUUAAACCAACAUCUGCAGAUAACUACGUAUAAAGGCAAGUAAUAGUCUGCAAGAAGAUUGCUAUCAUGGAGUUAACCUCCUGCAACACCGAAAAUACUGGAAACAUUCAGCUGGUCAGGCUGCAUUUGUGGGAAGAAAAGCAAUUAUUCAGGUCAGAGAUCAGAGUCAUAGUGUGUGGAAACAGGACAUUAGGCCCAACCGACCCACGUCAACCAACUAGUCCCUUCUACACUAGCCCCACCGUUUGGACCAUAUCCCUCUCAGCCUAUCCUAUCCAUUUACCUGCCUAAAUGAUUCCUAAACGAUGCAAUAGUACCUGCCUCAUGAUUUUGUACACCUUUAUAAGAUCACCUCCCAUUCUCUUGCACUUCAAGGAAUAAAGUCCUAACCUGCUCAACCUCUCCUUACAGCUCAGGCCCUCGAGUCCUGGCAAGAUCCCCAUAAAAUCCUUUGUCAAAAUUGCAGUCUUUUUUUUAUUUUCACUUACUGAGUGAACCUUCUGAAUUGUAUGAUCUAAUAUUUCGAAUCAGCGACUGAUCUGAGGAUCAAUGGCAAUUAAGAACUAGCAGUGUAUCAUUAGGAUGUGGGAGAAAACCUGAGCACCCUGGGGAAUUCUAUGUGGUCACACGAAGAAUAUGGAAACUCCAUACACACAGAUCUGACAUCAGGAUCAAACCUGGGUCACUGAAGCCAGAUAGCAGCAACACUACUUGCUGUGACACAAUGCCACCCUGCUGAAAACUGGCCCGAUUGAAAAAACAUAAUCUGAGGGGGAAAUUAGUUUUCUGGAAUUACCUUCUUCAGAAAGGAGAAGUGCAAGGUAGGGUCCAAUUGAAAUGUAUAAAAUUAUAUGCAUCUUGAGAAUGAGUCCAAAAUCAGUGGGCAGAGAAUUAAAGUAUUCACUCCAAGGAUUAAUAAUGGGGAAAACACUUGUCACGUAGAGGUGGCUGCAACUCAUUGGCUGAAAGGGUUGUACAAGCAGAUACCAUUAUUGAGGCUACUGAGAGCAAAGGUCAUACUCUCAGAACAAUGAAUUCCUCAUUUAAGUCAGGGAUGAGGAGGAGUUUCUUCUCUCACAUUUGUGACUGGAAUUUUCUAGCAGAGUGCUGUGGAUGUAGAAUAACUGAACAUAUUAAAGACAGAGAAUGAAAUGGUAGAACUACAAGGGAAUCAAUUGAUGUUAGGCGUGAGUGGGGAAAGUGUUGAUGGAGCUAAAGAUGGGAUGAUUUUUGAUGUCAUUGAAUGGUGAAAUACACUCAGCGGCUCAGUUAGCUUCCUCUUGUUUAUUACAUAGGCCUGAAUGCCUUUACGUAAGUAGGGCCUGUGAAGAGCCUGGCCUGGGCUCUUGAAUCAGUGUCAGUACACGGGAUUAGGCUGCAAAACUCUUUUUCAACUGCACAUACAUUCACUGGACUUAAUGACCAUCUUUUGUUUACAGAUUCUAUCAUGAAAUUCAUUUCAAUAGUUCCAAUGAUUACAGUUAUUGGAGAAGCUGAAAUUGAUUCUGAAGAUUGGAUACAUGGUUGAAAUCAUGAAGAGUUUAGAUAGAUUAAAGGAAUGGAAAAUUGUUUCAGCUGAGAAGUUCAUACCCUGUUAAAAAUGAGAUGGCUCACACAUAAGGUAAAUGGUAAAUCAUCCAAAAGCAUUUUCAGGAAAAAAUGCUUGCUGCAUCAAGAGGAUUUGGAAUACACUGUCUGAAAUGGUUCAGGACACAAAUUCUAUAGGAGCUUUCAUUAAGAUAGAAACAUAGAAAAUAGGUGCAGGAGUAGGCCAUUCGGCCCUUCGAGCCUGCACCGCCAUUCAAUGUGAUCAUGGCUGAUCAUCCAACUCAGUAUCCUUUACCUGCCUUCUCUCCAUAUCCCCUGAUCCCUUUAGCCACAGGGGCCACAUCUAACUCCCUCUUAAAUAUAGCCAAUGAACUGGCCUCAACUACCUUCUGUGGCAGAGAAUUCCAGAGAUUCACCACUCUCUGUGUGAAAAAUGUUUUCCUCAUCUCGGUCCUAAAAAAUUUCCCCCUUAUCCUUAAACUAUGACCCCUUGUUCUGGACUUCCCCAACAUCGGGAACAAUCUUCCUGUAUCUAGCCUGUCCAACCCCUUAAGAAUUUUGUAAGAUUCUAUAAGAUCCCCCCUCAAUCUUCUAAAUUCUAGCGAGUACAAGCCGAGUCUAUCCAGUCUUUCUCCAUAUGAAAGUCCUGACAUCCCAGGAAUCAGUCUGGUGAACCUUCUCUGUACUCCCUCUAUGGCAAGAAUGUCUUUCCUCAGAUUAGGAGACCAAAAUUGUACGCAAUACUCCAGGUGUGGUCUCACCAAGACCCUGUACAACUGCAGUCGAACCUCCCUGCUCCUCUACUCAAAUCCUUUUGCUAUGAAUGCUAACAUACCAUUCACUUUCUUCACUGCCUGCUGCACCUGCAUGCCUACUUUUAAUGACUGGUGUACCAUGACACCCAGGUCUCAUUGCAUCUCCCCUUUUCCUAAUCGGCCACCAUUCAGAUAAUAGUCUAUUUUCCUGUUUUUGCCACCAAAGUGGAUAACCUCACAUUUAUCCACAUUAUACUGCAUCUGCCAUGCAUUUGCCCACUCACCCCGCCUAUCCAAGUCACCUUGCAGCCUCCCAGCAUCCUCCUCACAGCUAAUACUGCCCCCCAGCUUCUUGUCAUCCGCAAACUUGGAGAUGUUGCAUUCAAUUCCCUCGUCCAAAUCAUUAAUACAUAUUGUAAAUAGCUGGGGUCCCAGCACUGAGCCUUGCGGUACCCCACUAGUCACUGCCUGCCAUUGUGAAAAGGACCCGUUUACUCCUACUCUUUGCUUCUUGUCUGCCAGCCAGUUCUCUAUCCAAGAUAUUGGAUAAAUACUCAAAGAAUAACAAUCAUACGAAUAUGGGUGAAGAACAGGGAAUUAAACCAACUGGAUUGCUCCUACGAAGGGAAGAUCUGUUCUUUUGAAAUCUACACUGACAAAUCUGAUGCACUUGGCAGCAUGCAGUGCCACCUAGUGCCAAGUCUUAUGCUAAAUUAUACGGUCAUAAGUAAUAGAAGCAGAAUUUGGCCAUUCAAUCGCAGUUGAUCUAUCCUUCUGAACCUUCUGAAUUUUGUAGUCGGCAGGGCAGUACUCUGCAUAUCGCCAACUUGGACAAUUUUACGUUUUUAUCAAGCCAAUGAACAUACAAACCUGUAUGUCUUUGGAUGUGGGAGGAAACUGGAGAUCUCGGAGAAAACCCACGCAGGUCACGGGGAGAACGUACAAACUCCAUACAGACAGCACCCGUAGUUGGGAUCGAACCCGGAUCUCUGGUGCUGCAUUUUGCUGUAAGGCAGCAACUCUACCGCUCUGCCACCGUGACUGCCCCUAUCUCUCCGUCCUAACCCCAUUCUCCUGCCUUCUUCCCAUAACCCUUGACACCCGUAUGAUUAUAGAAUCAUAAAACAAUGGAAAUCAUUUGGCCUGUGUGUCUAUGUUGGAUUUUUGAAAUAAUGAUCCAAUAAGUUUACUUCCUAGCACUUUCCCUAUAAUAUACUUUCCACAAUGUUUAAGCGGAAUCCUUCUUCAUCCUCUGCUGGAUCUACACUUUCCACGUGUGGGUUAAGGUGUUCUUCAUUUAGACGAUUGCAAAACUCUGGAAUUCUCUGCUCUAGAGGGUGCUGAAAUUUUAUUUUCACUGAUGACACCGGACCACACAUAAAGGAAAUUGGGAAAAUUACAAAAUAAAAUACUUGUAAGUUUAUGUCACUAUUAAUCGGCAUGGUGGUACAGCAGCUGAGCUAUCUCACCCUCCUAUCCCCAUUCUCCUGCCUUCUCCCCAUAACCCUGACACUCGUGCCUAUCUAACUAUCGCUGUCUUAAAAAUAUCCAUUGACUGCCUCCACAGCCUUCUGUAGCAAUUAAUUCCACAGAUUCACCACCUCUGACUAAAGAAAUUCCUCCUCAUCUUCUUAAAGGAACCUCCUUUAACUCGGAGGCUACGACCUGUGGUCUGUGUGAUGAACUGGGCUACAUCUACAACUCUCUGCAAUUUUUUGCUGUCUUGGGUGGAGCUGUUCCCAAAACCAAUCUAUGAUGAAACACCACAGAACGCUUUCUAUGGUGUAUCCGGGUACAUUUGUAAGAGUUAUGCCAAAUUUCCUCAGUCUUAUCACAAAAUAAAGGCACGUGUGUGUGCCUGUCACAGCAAUGUGGUUGGUCCACCACAGAUCAUUGGUAAUAUUAAUACCAGGGAACCAGAAUCUCUCAUCCAUUUCAACACCUUUGAUGCUGAUUGGGGCAUAUGGCCCAUCCUGCUUCCUGAAGUCAAUUAGUUACUCCUUUGAUUUGCUAAAAUUGAGGAGAGGUUGUUAUUCUGACACCAUGUCACUAAGUUCUCUAUUUCCUUGCUGAGUUUGCCAUCUC
Messenger RNA from Leucoraja erinaceus (little skate), 7624 nucleotides. Its product is annotated as interleukin-1 beta-like. The transcript is spliced from 6 exons. The coding region runs from base 304 to 1209 and encodes 301 amino acids. Gene Ontology annotation, biological process: immune response; cytokine-mediated signaling pathway; inflammatory response. The record is from RefSeq and is a predicted model, not a curated record. Lineage: Eukaryota; Metazoa; Chordata; Chondrichthyes; Rajiformes; Rajidae. Gene Ontology annotation, molecular function: cytokine activity.